Messenger RNA from Magnusiomyces paraingens, 3228 nucleotides. RefSeq lists its product as uncharacterized. The coding region runs from base 1 to 3228 and encodes 1075 amino acids. The transcript has a single exon. Gene Ontology annotation, molecular function: phosphatidylinositol-3,4-bisphosphate binding; clathrin light chain binding; clathrin-cargo adaptor activity. Gene Ontology annotation, biological process: actin filament organization; clathrin coat assembly; endocytosis. Gene Ontology annotation, cellular component: actin cortical patch; clathrin-coated vesicle. Lineage: Eukaryota; Fungi; Ascomycota; Dipodascomycetes; Dipodascales; Dipodascaceae. The record is from RefSeq and is a predicted model, not a curated record.
AUGUCCAAGUCCGAGGCUGACCUCAACCUCCAUAUCAAAAAGGCUACCAGCCCUGACGAAACAGCUCCCAAGCGCAAACACGUCCGCGCGUGCUCUGUUUACACAUGGGAAAAACGCUCUGGCCGCGCCUUUUGGGCCGGUAUCAAAAUUCAACCUAUCCAAUCGGAUCCUGUUCAAAUCUUUAAAGCUCUCAUCACCAUUCAUAAGGUCCUCCAAGAAGGUCAUCCAAGUGUCUUGCGCGAGGCACAGACAAACGUUAAUUGGAUUGAGUCCUUAGCACGAAAUCUUCCUCCUGGAGGCCCUCGCAGCGGUGGCUAUGAUCGUCUGAUUGAAGAAUACGUUCGUCUUCUUGUUCGUAAACUUGAAUUCCACCGCAUGCACCCAGACUUUAAUGGCACCUUUGAGUACAAGGAGUAUAUUUCUCUUCGAAACAUUGACGAUCCCAAUGAAGGUUAUGAGGCAAUUAUUGACUUGAUGAACCUUCAAGACUCUAUCGAUGAAUUUCAGCGCAUUGUGUUUGCAUCUAUUCAACGUUCCCCUUCAAACGAGUGCAAAAUUUCAUCUCUCACUGCUCUUAUUGCUGAGUCCUAUGGAAUUUACCGCUUCCUCACUACUAUGAUUCGUGCAAUGCAUGCUACAACAAACGAUGACGAUGCUCUCGAACCUCUUCGUUCUCGCUACUACUCUCAGUACAACCGUUUGCUCAACUUUUAUUAUGACUGCUCUAGUCUUAAAUACCUCACCAGUCUUAUCACCAUCCCCAAUCUUAGCCCUGACCCUCCUAAUCUUUAUGGAGAGUUUGACGAAGACGACGAAAAUGCACCCGCUCUUCCUCGUCGUCCUGGAACUGCUGGACCUCCUGAAGAUAAUACCCCCAUUUCCACUGCUGCAACUACUCCAGCUCCAAUUUCCCAGCAACCUACGGGUGCAGUCCCUCCUGAGCCUGUUGUUGACUUUUGGUCUACUCAGGCUGGCCAGCAGCAACUACUUCAACAGCAGCAACAACAACAGCUUCUCCAACAACAACAAUACGAAGAAGAACAACGUAAUCUUCAGGCCCAACGAGAUGCUGAGAUUCAACAACAACAACUUCUCCGUCUUCAACAACAACAACAGUUUGAAGAGCAACAGCGUGCACAGGCUGAACAGCAACGUCUUGCUCAAGAAGCACUACUUCGUGAUCAGCUUCAACGUCAAGCCCAAGGCCAUGCUGCAGAACUCGAGCGUGAAAUUCUUAAUCUUCGCGGCCAGCUUGAACGCAACCAACUCAACUUGGAACAAUAUGAUCAACGCGUCAAAGCUCUUGAAACAGAGCUCCAACAGCUUAAUUCCAACAGUGCUAUGCAACUUUCUUCAAAGGAUGAGAUGAUCAAAUCCGUUCAGGACCAAGUUGAUACUUGGAAAAAUAAGUACGAGGCCCUUGCCAAGCUCUACUCACAACUGCGCCAGGAGCAUCUUGACCUUCUCACCAAGUUCAAAAAGGUUCAAGCUAAAGCUGCUUCUGCUCAAGAAGCCAUUGAUAAACGCGAGAAGCUUGAACGUGAUCUCAAAGCCAAAAAUAUUGAGCUUGCAGAUCUUAUUCGUGAGCGUGACCGUGCUCGCUACGAUCUCGACAAGUCUCGUGGUUCCAAUAAAGACCAGAUUGAAAAAUUGGAACGUGAUCUUCGUAUGGCCACAGACAAGCUCAAUGAUUCAGAGCGUUCUAAGGGGGCUGACCUUUCUCUUAUGCUUGCAAAGCACAACCGUGAACUUUCUGAGCUUGAAGAGGCCAUUAAGGCCAAACAAAAGAUUAUUGACAGUUAUGGAAGCCGCUCUAUUGACGACGGUGAGCUCAAGGACAAGCUGCAAGAAAAGGAAGAUGAGCUUGAAAUUCAACAGGAAAUGUACCAGGCUUUGACCCAAGCCUUUGAGAAAAUGGCACUUGAAAAACAAAAUGGCAAUGGGGCCCCCUCUUUGCAAUCAAUUGCAGAUAUUAUUGAUGCAAUUCUUAAGUCCUCUUCUGAUCGCAUUCAAGAUUCUCUCUUUGAACUUGAGUCUCCUAUGCAAGCUGGCAACCAAAAUGCCACUCCUCAGUACCUUCUUUCUGUUAUCGAAAAGGCCUCCUCUUCGGUAUUUGACUUUACUGAUGCCUUUACUGAUUUCAUGGCUGCUGAAGAUCCUGCAGAUGUUGAUAAUGCCAGUAUCAUUAACUCAAUAACUCUGUCUACAACUGCAAUUAUUGAAGUUCUGGGGAACUCAAAGGGUAUCACGCGUCUUGUCCGAGAUGACUCAGUUGCAGAUACGAUUGUCCAUAAUGCACAACAAUCUGCACACGCCCUUAAAGAAUUCUUUGUUGGCAUGAUUUCAUCCGGCCUUGCUAACCACUCCACCGAUGAUAAAAUCAACAUUAUUAUUCAGCACAACCUUCACGUACAAUCCGAACUCAAAAAACUUUCUGACCUUGCCACAACCCUUGCCCCCAAGAUUUCUUCGCACGGACCUCUCAACUCGGACAAUCUCGGCGAUGUUGUUGAACAAUCCAUGGCCAAGGCUGCCGAGGCUAUUUCCACCGCAAGCGCACGCCUCGCCCAGCUUAUGACAAAGCCUCGUGACCCGUCUUUCUCGGAGCUCGAAAUGACCAUUCACGAUGCUAUUUUAUCAGCGGCGCAAGCCGUCACCUCUGCCAUUGCUGCUCUUAUUCGUGCGGCUUCUGCAUGCCAGCAAGAAAUUGUGGCGCAAGGCCGGGGGUCAUCGUCACCUACAGCAUUUUACAAAAAACACAAUAGAUGGACUGAAGGUCUUAUUUCUGCAGCCAAGAGUGUUGCAGCUUCAACAAACGUGCUUAUUGAGACAGCAGACGGCGUGCUGAGCAAACAAAAUAGCCCAGAGCAGCUCAUUGUUGCCAGUAACGAGGUGGCCGCAUCUACAGCACAGCUGGUUGCUGCUUCGCGUGUCAAAUCCUCCUACAUGUCCAAAACACAGGAUCACCUUGAGCUGGCUAGCAAGAAUGUAACAAGCGCUUGCAAGUCAUUAGUCGCACAAGUUCAAGACAUUAUUUCCAAGCAGCAACGACAAGCCGAUGCCGACAAAGAUGUGGACUACUCUAAGCUUACUCCCCAUGUACUUAAACGUACUGAGAUGGAACAGCAAGUUGAGAUUCUCAAGUUGGAAAAUAUGCUUGGAAAUGCAAGAAAAAGAUUGGGUGAAAUUAGAAAAUUCAGCUACAUAGACGAUGAGGAUGAUGAUUGA